This is a messenger RNA of Aspergillus mulundensis, 2334 nucleotides long. RefSeq lists its product as uncharacterized. The transcript is spliced from 4 exons. The coding region runs from base 1 to 2334 and encodes 777 amino acids. The record is from RefSeq and is a predicted model, not a curated record. NCBI's taxonomy places the organism in Eukaryota, Fungi, Ascomycota, Eurotiomycetes, Eurotiales, Aspergillaceae.
AUGUCACACACCACGGCAGCACUCGCCAAAAGCCAGGCGAAACAGGAAUCUCUGAAAAUCCUGAUUGACGAAUAUAACAUACAUUUUCAAUCGGCCGACGAUGACCUGCCGUCAAAUCUCCAACGUGAGUAUGACGUUGUGCAGGAUAUCGAGAACGCAACCAUCAACGAAAAUAUUCGGAGAAGCUCAAAGGAAACGCAAUACCGGACAAUGGAGAUCUGGGAAGCUGUACGAUCGUGCGCGAAAAAUGAGAAUAAUGAAGAUACAUGGCGACACGAGGUAGAAACCAAGAUCUUCAAACCUCUGAAGCACCACGCCUGCUCCAAGUGCGGCAAGCGACUUUGGAAAGCAGACGUCGAGUUUCCGAUCGGGAAGGAGGUUGGUAGAAGGCGGGAGAACCUCCAAAAACGACGAGACAAACGAGAAAAGUGCGCCUGUACGCCGGACGGUCCUCUGUGCUCAGCCUUGUCCACCAGGGACCCGCGCCUUAAACACCGCGUUCUGGAAGGACUGUAUAGUCGCCACGUGCAGUAUGAGCCAGACCUUGCGAGACGAGCACCAGCAGGGAUUUUCCCGGAUCUGGUCGUGGGACUCGCAGAUAGUGACAACUUUAGGAACGUCCUUCGGUCGCCCAGCGAAAAUUCCCGUGGCAAGCGAGUAGGUGAUGAUAUCAAGUCCGAUCUCUUUGCCAGCACUGGAAGUAUCAACGAGAGUGGAAUGAUCUUCCCAUUUUUGGUACUUGAGGCUAAAAGGGCGCGGGCACCGGACAGUUGGGAGGAUAUGCAACGGCAGAUGGCGCUACCAGCGUAUGAGAUGCUGAGAAUGCAAACUGCUCUUGUUGAGCGCUCUCUACCCGCGCUCAUGGGCGAGGGGCUACCUAAAAUAUGGCUUGUCAGCUUCAAGGCCCAGAUCUGGAAGCUCUAUGUUGCUACUGCAGAGCGAGGCCCUACGGGGAGGUAUACAACUAGGAUCGUUAAAAUGUGGACUGGCGAUGUCGAGGAUAAGGAUGGUGCCUUGAAGCUAGUCUUAUUGGUCGACUGCAUCUUCGAUUGGGCUUUAGAGUUCUAUCGAUUUGACAUCUUCGACAGCUUGAAAUCGAUGGUGACGCAAAACGCCAAUAUUCGCAGCGCCUGUAUAGCACCCAGUGUCUCCGAACUGCCCAGUAGUUCGGGAAGGGUGGACAUCUCCACUGACUCCGAUCCCUGCUUUGAGAAUCUCGAGUCCAUCCCCGACGAGCCUCGGCCCACGGAUGUCAUAAAAUACAAGAAUGGAUGGGUUCGCGAUGUAAGACAGAUCUUAGUAUCUGGCGGGGGCCUGUUUAUCACAGCCAGCAACAUUGCAGAGAUCUUCGACAAUUUUGAACAUCCAGAUCAUGCGAAACGUUUCGCACGGUUCAUUUGGGCAAUUCUCAGUCCGAAUGCGCUGCUCUUCCACAACGAAGACAUAUUGGACCGCGUUAGAGAAGUAUGGACAGGCGAGAGGGAUAGGAGGCAACACUUAUCAAACUCGAAGAUUUAUUUGCAACUUGAGGACUACGCUUACAUAGACAUUCAGUGGCAGUUAAAGAAAGACUUGGCUUUUGUGGCUGCCACCGAGGAUAGUAUACCCGAGCUUUUCCGUCGUACAAUGUACGUCAAACGGUCGCUUCACGAAAUAGAACAAUCUCGACGCCCAAAUAUCACCGAGGAGAGAAUUCUGGAGGACAUACGCGAUUCCCGCUCCGUCGAUUUUGCCGAAUUGAACCUCCAAGAUGCAGCCGAGCGCUCGCGUUGUCGACUCGGGGGACGAUUGGAUACCUCGGUGCCGAGCUGUGUUAAGGCCUUUCAGGAAAUCUUUCGAAUGUAUCAGGUGGGCCAGAGAGAACCCUCGGAAAAUUUUAUCAAGAUAUGGCAUCAUCCUGGGCCUAUCAUUGCGACCGAAUCUCCUCAGCCAUCGCUUGUUAUCGGCACUGCGGACUACAGAGACUGGCUUCACGUCGACCGUCGCAAUAGAACGCCGCAACUCUGUUUAUUUGUUCCUAAGAACCUGAGUAACUGGAGUAGUUCUCAGACCGCGGCAGCUCUGGAGCUCAUCCAAAAACAAGAUGACAGCUUUGAUCGUACUGUCCUCAGAGGCGCAUAUUUCUCCGGAUAUACGCAGUUCGAUGACAAUUGCGGGCUGACCAUCUCACCGUCUGAUCCUCUGCCUGACCCAAUCUCCAUCAAUGACUUGGGUCCAACCCCUGAAUCACUGAUUGAUAAAUGGCUCCAGGAGUUGAACAACGACGCAAUGAGUGAUUCCGACAGCGAUAACGACCGUUACUCUACGGAUGAUCUUGACCAUCGAGGAGAGUAA